Messenger RNA from Phytophthora infestans T30-4, 1242 nucleotides. RefSeq lists its product as uncharacterized. Gene Ontology annotation, molecular function: protein binding. The coding region runs from base 1 to 1242 and encodes 413 amino acids. The transcript has a single exon. The record is from RefSeq and is a predicted model, not a curated record. NCBI's taxonomy places the organism in Eukaryota, Oomycota, Peronosporomycetes, Peronosporales, Peronosporaceae.
AUGGCGCUCUUCCCUCGCGGUAACUCGCCGGCACUGCUGGUAUUGACGCAGGACGAACUGCUUCGCCACAUCGGCGGCUUCAUGAGUGGCGUUCCACUCGCUGUGGGUGCAUUUGCGGUUCAGGAAGCCGAGCGUGCGUCCAAGGAACGGAAACUACACUUGACUCCGGUCACUGCGCUGUACCCACAGCCUCGCGGCUAUUUGCCGCAAUGUGCAAUCGUUCGAGACGAUUUAAAAAUGCUAGAGCUAUUACUGCGAGUCUCCAGGCAACAGGAGCACCGCCGCAACCCUCGUCUCGAGUUCUACGAGGUUAUACGCUGCGCCGUCUUGUUCAACCGACUAAACGCGCUCCAAUGGAUCGGAACGCACUGCAACCUCAUAGGCUACGAGUUCGAAGGCAAUUUGCUUAACUAUGCUAUUCACUAUAGCGGGGAUGUGGCAGUCAUGGACUGGCUGCAUCACCAUGUGCCUCGGAAGUUCGUGCAUAUCCGUCCGUGGCAAUUGUGCUUCGCUGCGUCGCGAGGGAAUCUCACGGCUAUUCGAUGGUUACAUGAGCACGACUAUGAAGGGUUCACGCCUGGAGUGAUGGAUGCAGCUGCUAUCGCUGGAAAUCUGGCGGUCGUACAGUAUCUGCACGACCAUCGGACCGAAGGCUGCACAUACGAAGCCAUGGACAUGGCUGCAGCGAAUGGCCAUUUGGAAGUCGUACAGUUCUUGCAUGACCACCGCACGGAAGGGUGUACGACUGUAGCUAUGGGGUGUGCUGCAGGCUUCGGACAUGACAAAGUGGUCGAGUUCCUGGGGAAACAUCGGAUGGAAGGACCACACCCACGUGCACUCGAAGACGCAGCCAAGAACGGACACUUGGAGUGUGUGAUACUGCUGUGCAGAUAUUCCACCAGAGGCUGCUUGUUUCAGGCUCGGAAGGGCGCUGCCAAGAUGAAACACCACGAGAUCGCCGAGUAUCUGUCCAGUAUCAUUGAAGACAACGUCUGGAGCUGCAACCCGCGAAGACACGAAGGCGACGGCCCGAGACGAUGUCAGAAGAACCAGUACGCCAUGGUAUUGCAGCGCAAACCAUCUCGUCUGCCUCGAUGCCACAGCAAGGCUCGCAAGGUCGAAGGAGGGUUGUUCUCCCGGAUCUUCGGCAGUGACAAGGAGCUCACGCGACUUUGCUCCCGAGAUGUGAGCGUGGUGCACCGCACGUCCGAGUCGCUCUCGACCCACGAGCUCACGGCGUGA